AUGGCGGCUGCAUCAGAAGCGAUCUGCCACAGUGAUCCCAACUUUGCCGUUAUUUGCUCGUUUCUCGACAAAUAUGGCGAGAGAUUGGGGCUUGCAGAAACUUCGCAUGUAGAUCUGCAAAAUUGGAUUGAGGACACAAAGCAUGUGUCAUCGUUCCUCAUAGAUAUUCAUGUGCGGCUGUUGAGACGAGUUGGGAAGGGUUCUGUGUCAACCGAGAAAUGGGAAAGAUACGUCGUCAAGUACUGUUACACCUAUUCAGAAAUAGACGCGUGGGAGGUGGAGAGAUUCGGCUACAAACAUUCCAAAAUAUCAACAAAAUUAAAAAUCCUAAAGAAUUUACUAGAGAACCAGUUUGACUACAACACCAAAUUCAAAGAAAAGGUAAAUGAAGAAGAACCAGGUGCUAUGAGAUUCCAGCCCAUUGGCAGGGACAAGAAUGGACUAGCCUAUUGGUACAUACUGGACAAAGAACAGAAUCUGAUGGUGUACCGUGAGGACCAGGAUGAUGUAGAUGCAGAGACCUGGGAAAUAGUGUGCAGAAAUAGAUCGGAGCUUGCAGUCUUGAUAGGAAACCUAGAGAGCAGUAUUGGUCUAAAAACUCCAGAAGAGGACAUCAGUACUAACUCUGGAGACAGUGUAAAAAGUGAAGACAAAACCAACAUAAAAACAGAGACAUCAGAAGACUCGCUGGACUCUAAUCCACCAAUCAAAAAGGAGCCUGAUAAACAGACCGAGAACGAACAAUCGCCCAAAGUGAAAGCUGAACCAGCGGAUGAAGUGGAUGGUGUUGUAGUUCAACCAGAGGCAGAAAAGCCACAGCAAGACACGUCAUCUACACAAUUGAAAAAGGAAGCUAAUGAAGAGGAGGGUGCUAUUGAAGUGAAAAAGGAGAAAGUGGAUGAAUGCGAUGAGAAAGAAGAAAAAAGCAGUGAAAGUUCAAAAGAAAAAGAUAAUGAAUGUAGUAUUGUGGCUGAGGACGAAAGUAGGAAAAAUACAGAAAAUAUCUCGGCAUUAGAUGAUUCUCAAAAGGAUGAUGACAAGGAAAAAGAGAAAGAUCAGGAAUUGAGAUCUGAAGACACAACACAGGAAGAGAAAGAGGAAAUGAAGGGAGAUAAAUCUGUAGAUGAUACGUUAAAGGAUACAGACGAGAAUAAAGAAAAUAAAGAAACAAGUGCAGAAACAGAAGAUGAAGGAAAAGAUAAGGAUGGUGUGAAAGAUAAAGAAGAUUCGGUUGAGGAUAAAAUGACUAGAUCUGUUGAAACAAGUGAUACAAAAGUGAAAGAAACAAAAUCUGAUUGUGUAAAAACUUGUGAUGAAGAGACAAAAAGUUCUUGUGAGUCAAGUAAAGUGAAAGAUAAAUCAGAGAUAGAAUUACCUGAAAACACAGAUGAAAAUAAAGAUGAAAUGGAAGUAGAUCUGAAUAAAGAAAAGACAGUCAAAGUAGAUAAAGAAGAUGUUAAAAGUGAGGUUAAAGAUGAGGGAUCUUUAGAUGAAAAUUUAAAAGGAAAAGAACAAUCUGAUGUAAAUGAAAAAGACAAACAAAAACCAGAUCCAAAAUGUGUAGAAGAAAGUACAGAUAAAGAUGUUAAUGUGAAAGAUAAAUCAGAAAAGGACUGUGAUAGUGUGAAAAAAGAAUCAAUAGAAACAGAGGAAAACAAAGACAGAAAGUGUGAGAAUGAAUCAGAGAAAGUUGAAACUAAGGAAAUUACGAAAGAGGAAGAAGAGAAAGAAACAAAGGAAAAUGAAGGAGAUAAAUCUCCGUUAAUCGCUGAAACCCAAGGCAAUAAAUCUAAGGAAGAUAAGAUUGAAAGUAAGUUAAGCAGUGAUGAGUUACCAAAACAAUCUGACUUGGAGGAAACGUCAGUUUUACCUGCAGCUGAAGGUGAUAAAACAUCUAUAGAAAUGACUGAAAAAGAAGAAAAACUGACAGAUUCCAAAGACAAAGGUCAGAAACCUGAAAGUAAAAGUGAGACAAAAUUGGACACCAAGGACAAAGGUCAGAAACUUGAAAGUAAAAGUGAGACAAAAUCGGACACCAAGGACAAAGGACAGGAGAGUACUCUGAGUGAAAAUGUUGAGGCCACUGCCAAAAAGGAUGAAACAUUGGAGGAAAAGCUGAAGUCUGAUAAAGAUGUAGGAGAUGGUGGCGAUUCUGAAGAACCAGCCAAGGAGUCGAGGGAGGAGAAAAGUGAAGAGGUAUUGACAGAGAAAAAAGAAAAGACUGAGGCAAUAAAGGAUGAUGUAUGUGAGGAAAGUAAGGAAAAAAGUGAAGAAAAACAUCAAGUAGAACAUAACGACGAGGAUACUGGUGGCUUACGAAGAAGUUCACGGUCAAGGAAAUCAGUAUCUCUGCCUCAGGCUCCUCUACCAGUGGCAAGGAAAGUGACACCUAGGUCUAACAGGAAUAAGCAGGUGAAAAAGGCAGUUGAUAAUAUAGAUUCUAAAGACAAUAAUGUGGAAGAAAAGAAGGAUGAAACCAGUGUAACGAAUAAAACUGAUCAGGAAGCAAAUGAUGAUAAAGAGGAUAAAGAAAAAGUCAAUGGAGAUGUAUCGCUUGAUGAGAAAGAGAAAACAAAAACUGCUAAAAGUAAAACUCGGAAACGACAGCUGCAGGUGGAGGAAUCUGUUGACACAUCAUCUGCUGAACCAGACUCCAAGAAAUUAAAGGGAGGUAAGAAAGCUGCGGCAAAGGGAAAGUCGAGGAAGAGAGUACCAGCCCGAGUCAUUGCUACAUCUUCUUCCUCUCAAGAGGAUAGCGUGGACAGUGAUGAUGUUCCUCUGAGUAAAGUAAAUCGAAGUGGAGGAAAGGCAGCACGAGGGAAAAGUAAAGGGAACAAACGUGAGACAGAAUCAGCGACGACACCCACCAGGAAGAGUUCUCGACCUGUCAAGAAGAAAAAAUUUGAUAGUGAUGAGGAGGAGUCGACACCAAAAGCAACUCCAAAGGGUAAGAGGAAUGUGACUCCAAAGUCCACACCAGCCCCAGCCCCUAAAGUCGAAACCCCGUCCUCGUCCUCAGCAACAGAACUGGAGGAAGAGGAUCUGUCUGGGCGAAGAAGGAGUGUUCGUGUGAGGAAAAUGGCCAAAAAGAAAAAGAAGAAAUUACUGCUGUUUGAGGCAUCGACAGAUGAGGAGCUGCUGAAAGACAACGGUGAUGAGAGUAGUGAAUUUCAGAUUGAGUCGGAAUAUGAUUCUGAUGAGGAUUUCAAAAUCCAAAAGGGGAGAAACGCAAGAAGGCAAGCAGCCAUAAAGGCAGUUGAAGAAGAAAAAAAGCGAGUUGUGCCGGACGAUACACCCUGCUGCAAGUGCCUUAAAUACAAUCAACCGGAAUGGAUUCUGCUGUGUGAUAAAUGUGAUGCGGGGUACCACACCGCCUGUCUACGUCCUCCUCUUAUGAUCAUACCUGAUGGCGAGUGGUUUUGUCCUCCUUGUGAACAUAAAAUGCUAGUCGAACGCCUGCUAGCUAAUCUCAAAGAACUAGACAUUGCUCUGAAGAAAAAAGACAGAUUAACCAAAAGGAAGGAGAGGUUAGCCUACGUUGGGAUUAGUUUGGACAAUAUCCUAAAUGAGGAACUGAAGGAGAACAUUGAACCUGAGGAGGAAAGUGAAAGUAGUGAUGAAGGGAUACGACCAGAGCGGUAUCGCAAGGCACAUCACCACCACAAGCAUCACCACAAACACCACAAAGAAAAGUCCAAGCCAACAUUUGCAACUCGUUCCUGUCGCUCGCGCAACAAGACGAGCUAUAAAUUUGAAGACUAUGAUGAAAUGAUUAACACUGCGAUACAACAAGAGGUGGAAAAGGCCUGGACUGAAGCCAAACCAGGGCGAAGUAGAGGUAAAGAUAUGUCUAACAUCCUCGGAAUGGAGGAUACAGAGGAAGAGGAGGAGGCGGAGGAUGGUAAACCCGCCGGAGUGGCAGGCAAAAGGAAGAAGAAGGGCCGUAGUCUUACAGCUCUAGACAGUGGCAGUAAUCCAGAGGAUGACAGUGAGGAGUACCAACUUUCUGAUGGGUCAGCAUCUGAGAUCCAAGAAGAAGUGGAAGAGGAUGAUGAUGAUGACGAGAGUGACUAUAGUGCUGAUGGCGAAGCCUGGCGCACGUCUAGGUCGCGGAGGGCUUCAACACGACGAAGUGGCAGACGCAAACGUCGUGGCAACAGAUUUGAUGAUUUUGUGGUGGAUGAAGAGUAUGAUAGUGAUGAUAGCGCAAUGUGCCGACGUUCAACUAGGGCUCGUGCUAGGAGGAGAGUGAGCUAUCGGGAGGCUCGGUCAGAAGAAGAGGAGGAGGAGGAAGAGGAGGAGGAGGAAGAAGAAUCAAUGGACAGUGCAGAUCUGUGUUCAGAUGAAAGUGGCCCUACUAGUCGCAAAAAAUCUCGGACAGCUUUCGAUGAAAAGCUGAAAAAAUUGAAGCAUAAGAAAUCAAAACAAGAGCCUAAACGGAGGCGCGUGAUACGAUCUGAUGACAGUAGCGAGGAAGAUGAUUCUGAUGAAAAAUCAGAUCAGAAAUCAAAUUCUAAAUCCGAGGAAAGUGAAGAAGAGGAUAGUGAAAGUAGAGAAGAGUCAGAAUCUGACAGUGAUAGAAAACCAAAUAUUAUCAAGAAAUCUCGUAAAAGACAACAUUAUAAAUCUAGUACUGAGUCGGAAUCCUCUUCCGACGGUUCUAUUGUCAGACGAUCAAGGCGUAAAGCCGCUCAAAAAGUCAAUUUCACAAGUCUGCUUAAUUUUGAUUCUGAUGAUUCUAUUGCUUCCAAGAAAAGUGAGAAAGAGGAAGAAAAGAAGGAAGUGCGUGGAAGUGCUAAAAAGAAAAAGACCGUGAUUCAAGAAGAGUCAUCGGGGACAGAAGAUUAUGAGGAGGACAUCACUAAGGAACAAGAGUCUGAAGAAGGUAUUGCUAAAGAGAGUAAGACUGUGCUGCCAGUUGAGGGUGGCGAUUUGAAAAAGAAAGGACCUCCUGUUGGAGGAGAAAGCUCUGAUGGGGGUAUACCUCCUCAUGUAAUGGACAGAAGGAUGAGUUCAGGCAGCACGUGCGGGUCGGAAUCUCAAAUGAGUGGAUCACAGUUUCCACCACCACCUUAUGAUGAUUCAAGUCGGGAUCAUUUUUCUGAUGGCUCCACAGGGAUGCCGUCUCAUCCAGUCAGACAUCCAAAACCCCAGUACAGCAAUGGAUCUCGACCAAUGGGUCCUGGGAACUUUCCGGGACAGUCGCCUCCUCCAUAUAGCUCCCCUCCCCACGGGCAGUACAUGUCACCACCUCCACAAGGUUAUUACCCACAACACCAAGGCUAUCCUCAAAUGUAUCAGGGCAGCCCCUAUAAUCCUCCAGGUCAUCCCAUGCACAGACCGAUGGGUCCAAUGUCAGGCCAGGGCAUGCCACACCAAGGUCAAAUGCCACCACAGGGAAUGCAACAUCAAGGUCAGAUGCCUCCACAGGGAAUGCCACAUCAAGGUCAGAUGCCUCCACAGGGAAUGCCACACCAGGGUCAGAUGCCACCACAAGGCAUGCCACACCAGGGUCAAAUGCCACCACAAGGUGUGCCACAUCAAGGUCAAAUAACACCACAGGGCAUGAAAAACCAAGGUCAAAUGCCUCCACAGGGAAUGCCGCAUCAUGGUCAAAUGCCACCACAAGGAAUGGCACAUCAAGGUCACAUGCAACAUCAAGGUCAAAUGCCAACCCAGGGUCCACCCAAUCGUAGUCAGAUGCGCCCUCAAGGAGUGCAACAACAAGGUCAGAUGCCUCCACAAGGAAAACCGCACCCGGGUCAGAUGCCACGCCAAGGUAUACCUCGUCCAGGUCAGAUGUCUUCUCAAGGAAUGCCUCAAUCUGGUCAAAUGCCACCGCAAGGAAUGCCACAUUCAGGUCAAAUGCCACCUCAGAGAAUGCCACACCCAAGUCAAAUGACACAACAGGGGAUGCCACAUCCAAGUCAGAUGCCACAAGGAAUGCCACGACCUGGUCGAAUGCCUAACACAGGAAACGUUCCACCUCCACAAGGACCUAAUCCUCACAUGCAUCAAGGUUCAGGUGACAGCUCUAACAUGAAUGUUGGCCCAUAUCCUAAUGCUGCAAGUCACCCAGGGAACAUGCCUGGUCAGCAAGGAGCCAUUCCACCGGGUCAUUCUAUGGCUUCUAUGUCCAGUUCACAAGGACAUCCCGUGCCAUCAAAUCACCACCUAAUGUCCAAUCAGGGCUCAGCUCCAUUGCCCAAUCACCCUGGCCCUCCUCCUUUGAGACCAAGCCUAAGUACAUCACAGCAAGCUUCAAAAGCUAGCCUGCAAUCACCUCCCAUGGGAUCUAGUCUGAGUACUGCACCUGCCCAGCCCCCACCCUUAGUUUCAGGACCAAGUAAAAAGGCAAAAAAGGGAAAAAGUAAGAAAAACCAGGUUCCUUUCCCAGUAUCACAAAGUCCCACACCUAAAAGUCCUCCAGUAGGCUCAAGUUUAGGGCCCAUACCUACAUCACAGGGACAUCCAGUACCAGCUAAUGAUCCUAUACCAAAUAAACCCAUUUCUGAAGCAUUGACUCUGCCUAACUCCAAAGGAACAAAAAUGUCUAGCCCAGUUCAUCCUACCGCUAAAACACCAACUCAGUCUCCAGUACUUCACAAGCAGGGUCCUCAAGCAAUAAACCAAGGUCCUAUGUCACCAUCACCAGCCACAAUGGUGUCUGCUGCUGGUUCAACAUCCAUCUCACAUGCUCCACAAAUACCAGGACGAAUGCCUGUAAACCAAAGUACCUCAAUUCCCCUCUCAACCGGUGAUGGCCAAAUGGGCUUUUCCCAAGGUCCUAUUUCAAGCCAAGGUAGAAAAUCACCUAACCAAGACACUAUGUCAAAUCAAGAUUCUAUGUCCCCAAAACAUGGCUCCCAAAUGCCAAACCUAGAAACUAUGUCCCCAAACCGUGGGACCCCAGUAACUAGCCAAGGUCCAAUGCCCCCAAAUAAUGGUCGUAUGCCUAUUGAUGGGCCAAUGUCCCCAAAUCGUGGUCCACCUGCAUCAAGCUAUGGACCAAUGCCUUCAAGUCAGGCACCAGCAACAUCUUCUGAAGAUCAUGGACCACCAAUGCAAAGUAAGAGUCAAGAAAUCCAAAGCCAAAGCUCUGCAAUGGUAACUCAUGAUUCAGUGUCCAAAGAACAAGGUCCGUUAGUAUCGGACCAAGUUCCUGUUGCUCCAAGCCAGGAACUCCAAAUGUCUGCCAAUGGUCCAUUACCCCCAAAUCCGGGCCCCCCAUCGUCAGCUGCAGUGCGUAUGGCCAUAAAGCAGGAGCCUAUAUUACCCUCAGACCAAGGCCCGUCAGUGCCUGCAAAGGGUGCCAUGUCCUCGGGUCAUGGCCCUGCAAUGGAAGGCCAUAGCCAAGAGCCCCCAAACCUAGGUUCUGAAAAGUCUGUCCCUGGCCAAAUGCCUCCAAAUCAGGGGCCUCCAAUGUCUGCCCAUGGCCCAAUUCCUCAAAACCAAGACACCCAAAUGUCUGACAAAAAACAGGGUCCCCCAUUGUCUGCCCAUUGUCAAAUCCCACAAAACCACGGUUCCCAAAUAUCUGACCAUAACCAAACGUCCCAAAACCAAGGUCCCCCAAGGUCUGCCCAUGGCACAAUGCCCCCAAAACAGGGUCCCCCAAUGUCUUCCCAUGGCCAAAUGCCCCCAAACCAGGGUCCACCAAUGUCUGCCCAUGGCCAACUGCCUCCAAAUCAGGGUCCCCCAUUGUCAACUACUGGUCGAAUAUCCCCAAACCAGGUUCCGCAAAUAUCUUCCCAUGGCCAAAUGCCGCCACACAAAGGUCCCCCAAUGUCUGCCCAUGGACCAAUGUCCCCAAACAAAGGCCCACCAAUGUCUGCCCAUGACCCAGUGCCCUCAAGUCAGAGUCCCACAGUGUCUGCCCAUGGCCCAAUACCUGCAAACAUGGGUCCCCCAAUGUCUGCCCGUGGUCAAAUGGCACCAAAUCAGGGUCCCUUAAUGUCUGUGCAUGGUCCUAUGGCCCCAAACCAGGGUCCCCCUAUCAUGAGUCCUAAGAGCCAGCAGGGGCCAAUGCCUUCACAGAGGGCACCCCAUCCAAGGUCAGGUGCUCCUUUCUCUCCAGGUAUGUACCCAGGUCCUCACAUGGGUAACUUUCCUCCAGGUUAUCCUGGAUCUUAUGGUUCACCACCUCACAUGUCUCCAAUGCAACAAGGAAUGCGCCCAAUGACCCCAAAUCAACCUCCUUUUAGUACCCAGUCCGGGACUGACCUUCCUGAACCAGCUAAACCUGUCAAAGGGAAAAAGGGGAAAGGCAAAAAGAAAAGUGUGACUAAAGGUUCAGCGAACCAACAGAACCCACCAGCCUCCUUUCCACCUGGAAUGCACCCAGGACAGAUGGCUCCCCACCAGGCCCAUGUAGGAAUGUAUCCAUACCCACCAGGAGGGCCUGGAGGUCCAGAUGGGCAUAUGGGAGCUCCUAGACCUUAUGGGCCAUAUGGAGGACAGUAUUAUGGGCCCCAGUAUGGACCAGGGGAGAGACUUCCUCAUCCGGGAAUGCCCCCAAGAGGGUACCCAUAUGGUGCUAAUGGAACUGGUCCCCAUCCAAUGGGUCACACACCAAAUGGAGGCAGUGGAGGUGGUGGGUUCAUGAUUGACAAGCUCUUAGAGAAAGAACCAAAGAAGGGGACAUUGACGGAGCUGGAUGGUGGAGGUGGCAGUGGAAGACCUGCCCCGCCACACUGUGGUCGACCUGACUACACAAGCUAUUCCACAGCUGAACCAGAGGACGAGGAUAGCAUGUCGGACAUUGCUGAUAUUGUCAAGUAUGUUACAAAUGAUGACUUUUUCAAGGAGAAAGAGUGACAGUGUCUCUCCUUAUUAACUCGGGGCAUCCGUUUGUAAUAAGUUUCAUAUGUUACCAAAAGGAACUUCCAAGCCGGUUGUAUACAAAAGACAUUGUAAAGAUUUCAAUGUCAAUGUCAUACAAGUAUAGAUAUCAUGUACUAUGAAUCAUGUUAGACAUUUUGACAUACUUUUCAACAUUUGGAUUUUCAGUGUACAAAAAUUGGUGACAGUUAGAUGCAUCAAUACAUGUAUAAUCAUUUUUCUUAAAUAUAUAUUCAUGAAGUGUUUGUGUGAAUGAUAUCAUCUAUCGGUCACACAACAUACUUUCUGCUGAGCUCACAGUAUGUAUGUUAGGACAAGACUUUGAUGUAGUAUAGGUUUCCUAUGAAUGUCCUUCAUCACAAGCCAUGUGUAUAAAGUAGAUUUGAACCUAGUUAUGUAGAAAAGCUUUUAAUGGACUGUUUUGGUCAUUAUGGUAUCAAAAAUACAAAUUUAUUGAAUAUUUUAAUGAUUUAUGUAAAAACAAUGCUGUUGGAUUUUUAAAAAAUACUGUAUAGAUAUUAAAUUGUGUUAUAAGGAACCAUGAUACUCGUGUACAAAACCAAAAACUAAAACUUUGAAACUGUUCAAUCGACGCAUUUAAAAAAAUAAGUUUAAAUGAUAUCGGGAAAGUCAAAUAUGUAUGCCCAGAAUAGCAAUGAUAUCUUACUGUUUAGUUCCAUCUCCUUAAUAUUCGGUAAACACGAAAUUUUAAGAAAUCGAUAUGUGGGAGUAAAUAUUCCUUUUUAUUAUAUACAUGUAAAUUCCUUUUUGUCCAGAUUACAAUCUCUCUCUCUCCGUUGUGAUAAGGAGAAAUUAAUGAUGUUUUGUAUAGUGGCUUUAUAUCAAUGGUUUUUUAUUUUUUACCCCUAUUUGUCUGUUGAUGAUUUUGCUACCUCUUUCCAUUACAGAUAUUGCAUCCCUUUUAAUGAAUUUAUAUUGAUAAGGUUCAAUACAAUAGACAUUGUGCCAUAUGUAUUUACAC
Molecule: messenger RNA, 9823 nt
Organism: Ylistrum balloti
Lineage: Eukaryota; Metazoa; Mollusca; Bivalvia; Pectinida; Pectinidae
Exons: 19
Coding region: 1-8817 (2938 amino acids)
Biological process (GO): regulation of DNA-templated transcription
Cellular component (GO): RSF complex
Source: RefSeq, a predicted model, not a curated record